CGAACGAACUGCAGGAAAUGAUGAAAGUUGUUUUUCCAAGUUUACUUGCAGCAUAUGACUAAACGUGUGUAUUAUUUUACGAAAUCUGAAGUUUUUGGCAAAUUUGUUCCUAAAAUGGCAGAAUCAGAUUGGGACACUGUCACUUACCUUCGCAAAAAAGCCCCAAAAACCAGCCAGCUUAAGUCAAAACAAGCUAUUAAUCAGGCUCAAAGAAAAGGAUUGGCUAUUGAAACUACAAAAAAAUUUCAUGCUGCUACAAACAAACAACACCAGAUAGAUAAAAACACUGCAAAGCUAGAUCGUGAAACAGAGGAGCUUCACCAUGAAACUGUUGGCUUGGAUGUGGGGAAACUGAUUCAGCAAGGACGACAGAACAAGGGUUUCACUCAAAAGGAACUUGCCACAAAAAUAAAUGAAAAGACCCAAGUUGUUAAUGAUUAUGAAGCAGGUCGAGCUGUCCCAAACCAACAAAUUUUAGCUAAGAUAGAAAGGGUGGUUGGAAUGAAGCUUAGAGGGAAAGAAAAAGGUAAACCACUCCAACCCAAGAGUUCGAACUGACACGGGUAUUCAGACAUCAUUGGAGUGUUCUCUCAGACAAAAACUUGUCUGAUUAUCAUUCUUAAUUCCUGUUCUGGCAAGAAAGCUGGCUGGUGCAGAGAUAGUUGGUGUUGAAUUCAGAGAAAAAUCAUAACUGUUAAACACUUUCAAAUGUGAUGGAGAUAAAAUAUACCUUGUCAUGCCUUACGAAAACAUUUAGUCUAUCUUAAACAGGCUAUUGGCUCAUUACAUUAAUAGAGUUGACUUUGUACAACACAAGUAUUCAAUGUAAUUUAACCUUUGUUUAACAUCAAGCAAGAACUUUAAUUACAGAUCAGAUCAGUAGGAAUGUUAUUAUUAAGAUCUUAGCCAAUGUAGAAAAUGCAGACUUUUUUCUAUUUUGUCCCAUUUCUUAGAACUGCUUGUAAAUAUGAGACUUAAAUUAUGCAUAAUUAUAAUUCUUACCGCCCUAAAUUACUAAUAUCCAUUGUUCACUUGGUAGUUUUAAACAGUGAAGUUUAUAAACAAACAAAGAUCUUUAGAUGCUUAAUGAAGAAAUACUUCAUAUAGAAACCGAGCUUGAAAUGAAACUUUUUACAAAAUUUUAUGCCCUAACCAGGAUAUGAAGAUUUUGAAAUGUGAAAUAUUCACUUUACAUUUUGAUGGAUCUUCUUGAUAAAUUUAGUUUUAGUAUAAAUUUUUAAGGUUGUUUUACAAAAAUACUUUAUUUCGAAUUUGAAAAAAAAAAUAAUUGCAUUACAUAAAUAAAAAUACACUUAUAAUCUAAAACUGAAAAACUUUAUCUUUUUUUUUUUUCACAGAUAGCUGCAUUAAUCUUAACAGUAAAUGGUUUUUAAGAAAAAUAUGAUACUAUCGCAGAAGAAAUACUUGUGUUUUGGAAAUGUUCUUUAACAGAUUUUGGAAUAGUUACCUAGGUUAAUUGCUUUACUUUUGUUGUACAUGUCAAAUCCCCAUUACAGAUUUGUAAGGGUAAGUUUGUUAAUAUCAAGGGGGUGUAGUGUCUUUUUUUUAAGUUAAAAUUAGACCAAAUGUGCUACCUAAGUAGGUUAAAAAAUCAUUAAACUUUCUUCUAAACUUGCCAGGUCAGGAAUUAAUAAGCACAUGCAGUUAGUAGAUAUGGUGUUUGAUUUUUAGUUUAAAAGAAUUGAGAAGAGAAUAUUUCAAGUGAAAUUUUCAACUUAUUACUGAAAUAACCGUUAUAAAAAAAAGAGAGAGUAAAUUAUUAAGGUAUUGUUGAACUAGAAUAACCUUAUAUUGUCUCUGUCAAAGUUUUUCAAAUAUUACAUUAUAAUUUAUAUAAUAGAACAGGUGUUGUUUUUAUUAUACCUUUCAGAAACUAUCUUGUACACCUAUUAUCGAAAGGCAUGUCUCAUCAGCACUUAGUGCCAUCGUUUCCUCUUAUUAAUAAUAUGAAACUUAACAAUUGUAACAAUGAUGAAAAAAGCUUUUUUUUUUUAAGAAUUCCAAAAGUAAAUAUGGUUUUUAUUUAAUGUUUUUGCUAACAGAUGGCACUAAGUGAUAAUGAACACUCCAUGAAUGUAUCGUGUUUUAAUAAUUCAAGAACUGCGGUGUAAACGUUACUCGUGUUAAGUAAUAAAUAUUUGUGAAAAGGAUACAAUGUCUAUUAAUGUUUAAUACUGGUAGAAUAUAUGUGGUUUUUAAGGAUUUACAAUUGCCACUGUAAGACUUGCGUUUUUGCUUUGUUUUGUGGAAAAUAAAGUUUCAACUGUACUCACUAUUUUCCAGAACAAUGUCGAAAAAGUUAUUCUAUCCUAAAAGGUUGAAAAUAAAACGAAGUAGUUACUCGGUA
Molecule: messenger RNA, 2368 nt
Organism: Limulus polyphemus (Atlantic horseshoe crab)
Lineage: Eukaryota; Metazoa; Arthropoda; Merostomata; Xiphosura; Limulidae
Gene: mbf1
Product: endothelial differentiation-related factor 1-like
Exons: 5
Coding region: 55-558 (167 amino acids)
Cellular component (GO): nucleus
Molecular function (GO): DNA binding
Source: RefSeq, a predicted model, not a curated record